Messenger RNA from Mugil cephalus (flathead mullet), 4130 nucleotides. RefSeq names its product multidrug and toxin extrusion protein 1-like. The transcript is spliced from 16 exons. Gene Ontology annotation, cellular component: membrane. The record is from RefSeq and is a predicted model, not a curated record. Bases 616 to 2358 code for a protein of 580 amino acids. Gene Ontology annotation, molecular function: xenobiotic transmembrane transporter activity; antiporter activity. NCBI's taxonomy places the organism in Eukaryota, Metazoa, Chordata, Actinopteri, Mugiliformes, Mugilidae. Gene Ontology annotation, biological process: xenobiotic detoxification by transmembrane export across the plasma membrane.
AAAUGGACAAAAGAAGUCAGCAACUUGGACAUGGGACACAUUGUGACUGAUGUGGUCAGUGCCUAUCAAAGUAAAUGGUCAAAUGUGGAGUUAAGGCUUGUCUGUGCGGUUCAAACCAACAGAGCUGCUGCAGCUCAAAUAGCAAAAGAAAAAAAAAAAAAAAUGUUUUACAUGGGCUGGAGUAGCUGCUGCAGACCAGUCAGGGUACCCCUGCUGACCCCUGUCCACUGCAGGAAGCUCCUACUAGGACAUGAGCAUCAGAGCUGGACCAUGGAGCAAUGAACGAUUUGGUCUGAAAUAUCAUGUUAUUCACUUCACCGGUUGUUGUGGCUGAUCGCUGUAUAGAAACAGCUUGUUGAUAUGUAAUCUUGAGCAUUUGAAUGCACCACACCGAUGGCAGGCAGCGACAUCCCAAAAAAAGACGCACGGUGUGAGUCGUCGUUUUCGAGGACACUCCUCUGUCCUCCUCUUACAGCACGCACCGUUAACCCCUCCUCUCCACUAUAAGCGCACGCUUCACCGGCGCGUCUCCUUUGACUCGGUCUGCCACCGCUGAGGGGAAAAGCAGAGUUCACUUCGGACUGUUUUCUCGCGUAAAUCUUCAUUUGUGCAGAUAUGGACGCUUCAGACAAAACACCGGUGAAACAGGCACAGGGAGAGGACUCAAAAGUCGACGUAGAGGCUUCUCCCGCUCGGGAUUCCGGUCUGAAGAGGAUACGGGGCUUCAUCCCGCAGCACUACCGCAAUGAGAUGGCACAACUUUUCAAACUAGCGGGACCAGUGAUCAUUUCCCAGUUGAUGAUCUUCAUGAUCAGUUUUGUCAGCACGGUGUUCUGCGGCCACCUGGGGAAGACAGAACUAGCAGGAGUUGCGUUAUCGAUUGCGGUGGUGAACGUCACCGGUAUUUCCAUUGGCUCCGGUUUGUCUUUAACGUGCGAUACCCUCAUAUCCCAGACGUAUGGGAGUGGAAAUUUGAAGCGUGUCGGGGUGAUUCUCCAGAGGGGGAUUCUGAUUCUGCUGCUGGCCUGUUUCCCCUGCUGGGCCGUCCUCAUCAACACUGAACCCCUCCUACUCGCUGUCAAGCAGAGCCCAGAGGUCGCCAGUCUCGCCCAGUUGUACGUGAAGAUCUUCAUGCCUGCUCUGCCGGCUGCUUUUAUGUAUCAGCUGCAAGGGAGGUACCUUCAAAACCAGGGAAUUAUAUGGCCUCAAGUCAUAACCGGAGCCAUUGGAAAUAUCUUUAAUGCAAUAAUCAACUACGUCCUCCUCUACUGUCUGGACUUGGGUGUUGCUGGAUCUGCAGCGGCCAAUGCUAUCUCCCAGUAUUUACUGGCUGUGGUCCUAUAUGUUUACAUAUGCCUGAGGGGUCUGCAUAAGCCCACAUGGGGAGGUUGGUCGCUGGACUGUCUGCAGGAGUGGGGACCCUUCAUCAAGCUGGCCAUCCCCAGCAUGCUCAUGCUUUGCCUGGAGUGGUGGAUGUUUGAAAUAGGAGGCUUCCUGGCUGGUAUCAUCAGUGAAGCGGAGCUGGGAGCUCAGUCGGUUACAUACGAGCUGGCUGUUGUAGCUUACAUGUUUCCACUGGGAUUCUCGUCAGCUGCCAGCGUACGUGUUGGGAAUGCUCUGGGUGCAGGAAAGAUAGAGCAGGCCAAGCUGUCGUGCAAAGUCCCCAUCGUCUGUACAUUCAUAAUUGCAUGUUUUGUUGGAGCUGGUCUCGGCGCCUCUAGAAAUGUCGUCGGAUACAUUUUCACCUCAGAGCAAGACAUUUUACAGAGGGUUAGUGACGUCAUGAUGAUAUUUGCCUUCACGCAUCUCGCCGAUGCCGUUGCGGGUGUGACUGGAGGAGUCCUGAGAGGAGCGGGAAAACAGCUGAUCGGUGCUCUGUGUAACCUGGUGGGAUACUAUUUUAUCGGCUUCCCCAUCGGCGUGUCCUUGAUGUUUGCAGCCAAUAUGGGGAUUGUAGGGCUGUGGACAGGACUUACGAUUUGCGUGUUGAUGCAGACCAUUUUCUUCAUCACGUUUGUGUGCAAACUCGAUUGGAAUAAGGCUGCAGAAGAGGCUCGCGUGAGAGCGGGAGUCCAGAUUAAAGAAGGAAAAGAGGUGGUGCAGAUGGAAAACACAGACUCUAAUCACAACCAGACCCAGGCCAAUAAUACUCCAUCCAGCUGUGAGAGUGCUGAGCAGGACCACACAUACCAGGAAGUACACAUUCAUGGCCAGAAUACCACCACUACCACCACAGUGGGGGAUGUUCUGUCAGUGACUCAGCUGGUCGUACGCCGUGGCCUGACGUUGCUGCUCAUGGUCGCCAUCCUUGCUGCUGGAAUCAUCGCCAGCACUUUCCUCUCAAAGCUGCUGAAAUGACGGGCAGUUGCAGGGAAACUUCCAUAAAUUUCAUGCACUGUCCAUCCUACUGAGAAUCAACAGUCUGCAGCUUUACUUUUAGCCGUGUUAUAUUAAACUGUGCAGACAUUCGGUGCCCGAAACAGGGCGUGAACAAGGUGAAGAUGAGGUUGGGAAAGGCCAGCCAAAGAGAUCCAGAUAUUUAUGCAAUGGGAUGAUCACGGCCUCUUUCCGUAAAGUGUGUGAGUUACAACAAGCAGGUGUUUGCUACGACACUGCUCCUCGUUACAGUUAACCUGGUACACCUGCAGUCGCUUAACACAACUUUAAUGCACGUGGCUGCAUUUACAUGGACAACAUUCCUUUAACACAACAGAUUUCAACCCAACUUUAAAUAAAAUUAUCUGAUCAGAUUCAUGUUUUUACACAUCUCUAAACAUCAAUCACAAUAGAACUUUUAUUUUUGGACAAAAUGUCAGCGAGGGAUCUCAACUUAGGCCAUUAGCAGUUAGCAAGAGAAGAACUGUUUGAAAGCUCAUGAUGAACAUGAAGUCUUGAUUAUCUGGACAUUAAUGGGCGAUUGGAGCAACAGUCAUUGGUAUCAAAACAAAUUCUGGUCUUUAACAGACGCUAAGACGCUUAGAGUUCCAAGUUGUCACCACCCACAGAUGUUCCUGUUUAAACUGUAGAGGCUACAUAUUUGGAUGAAAUGUCUUCUAGAAACUCCAGCUUUUUCUUAGUGUCAGCUUGUUCUGGGGGUAUUUUUGACAACGUGAUGGGGCACCAAGUUGUUUCCCCAACUUUAGUGACCACUGAUUUCAACAUUGCUCUCUACAUAGAUUCCAGCUUUGUUCAUCUUUUUAUCGCUUUUAUGGACGACUGGUUGUUUCGCUACCUCCAUGUUUCUGUCCCUGCUGGAAACUGAACCAGCUCAGUUUUACCCCAUGUGGAGCAAACAUGCUCAGAAAGAAUGGAUUUAGCCGAGAGAUAUCGUCAGAUCAGGUGUUUACGUGGUUAUUAAAACGUCAAAUUUUACUGCUACUUUUCAUUUCAAUACCAGUGAAAUAUUAACGUCCAUGUUAACGUAGCCAUUAUGUUCAAACAUGCCCUGUUUCCUUAAGCCUUCAGCAUCAAAGUUGAACGGUAACAGACUGGAACAUGCUGUAGUUUGUAAUUACAAAAUGAGAAAUUUAGGAAGUUUUGAUUUUAGAGUAAGACUUCAGAAGUGUUUACAUUCUGUACCUUUAAUUCACCUCUAUGUUAAUAAUUCUUUAUUUUGUCGUCUAUGGAUUUUUUCUUUUUUCUUUUUUUUUAAUGACCAACACGUAAGAACUCCAAUGUUUACUCAAGUUCCUUUUGAGAAACUUGAGUUUACCGUUGUAGUAGAUAUUUAGUGUGCACAUAGUCUUCCUCUCACCAUCAGCAUCCUCUGCUCUGCAUAUACUCAUGAUUUUAAAUGUGGUUUAAGUGUGUGUGUGUGACCCUGACUUAAUGUAUGGAUCAGUCUGUUCUUUUGAUAGUCUUGUUCUGUUGUCCUAAAGAUAAAUUAAGAAACAAAAAAACAAAGUUGCAUAUAAAUAGAAAGUUGUGUUUGUGUGAGUGUCAUAGUCACUAUAUUGUAUGUAUGAUUAUUGCGCUGUACAGUCGCUGAGGAUGACAGCCUGAUGUUUGGUGUGAACACUGACUGAAGAUGUCAAGUGUGCCUGCAGGAUUUUAUACAUUGCACAGCUGCUCUGUGAUUGACGGGAUAACUGCGUUAAUAAGCAGGUGUCCCUAAUAAAGUGAUGACUGCU